AUGUCUCAAACCCAAGUCACCACCGUUGUUGACGACCAGUCGCCCGAAAUUCUCUAUAACGGCCAGUGGAACGACGUCUUAAAUGACUCGGCAGCGUUCGACAACAGUCUCAGCCAGGCCGUCGAGCCUGGCGCGACGUUCGACUUCCAGUUUCAGGGUACCGCCAUCUACGUGUAUGGUGCAAUCCAGAGCGGGACCACCGCCGUCGCCGCAAACUACUCCCUGGAUGGAUCAACCCCGCAAACGGGCGUAUCUUUCGACACCUCGAGUCAGGACGCCAAUCAGGUCAUGUUCUACAGCGAAGGCGGGCUGCAUAGCGUCAACCACACCCUCCACGUAGAAGUCAUCUUCGCCAACAGCACAAACCCGUAUUACCUCGACUACAUCGCGUUCGUCCCCAUGUCCACAGCCUCCAGCAGCGCCGCCACCUAUACCACCCUGCCCCAGCCCACCUCCUCCCUACGCGUCAUCGUCCAAACGACGUCGAGCACGCCCGUCGGUGCGAUCGUCGGCGGCGUCGUCGGCGGCGUAGCGGGGCUGCUCAUCCUCGCGCUCGCCGCCUUCUUCUUCUUCUUCCGUCGCAGCGGCCGGCGGCCGUACUUUUACAAGUCCGCCAACUCAGGGGAGAUACUUGACCAGGAGGUCAAGCCCUUCGACGCGUACCCGCCCCCCACCACCGUCACCCUAACUUCCUCGGGCGCCCAGUCCGCCCCCACCUCGGCACCACCUGGCCUGGGCAGCGUCGACGACGGUUCGCACUACUCGUCGGGCUCUGGCUCUGGGAGCGCCCCGCGCGUGCUUAGCCUCGCGUCGGGCUCCGAAGGCGCCUCCUCCUCCACACACGCGUUCUCGAGCCCGAACCAGCCGCGCAGCAAGGCCGCGGAGGCGGGUCUGCUCUCCGUCGCGCGGCCCGCGACGUACCACGCGGACUCGGGCGUGCGCUUCGGGUCGGCGGGGCAGGGCUCUUCAUCGACAUCCUCUGCUGCCGUGCACGCCAUACCCGAGGCAGACGUCCCGGCGGACGUCCCGCCGAUGUAUUCGGAAAACUAG
Molecule: messenger RNA, 1050 nt
Organism: Sparassis crispa
Lineage: Eukaryota; Fungi; Basidiomycota; Agaricomycetes; Polyporales; Sparassidaceae
Exons: 3
Coding region: 1-1050 (349 amino acids)
Source: RefSeq, a predicted model, not a curated record